CCUUAGUUCAAGAAAUGCUGAACACCAAGGUGCCGCCACUGGGAAAAGGCGCUUGCCAUGUCAAGUUGUCUGCUACUGUGAUGGUAUUAGACGGGCCAUGCCAUACAAUAUUACCAUCGACACCAACUCGGCUCUCCGGCACUCAGCUGCCAAAGUCGAGUCCACGCGGCGAAGACGCGGGCGUUCCGCCUGGUCCUGCAUUCAGCGACGCGGAUAUGAGAGUUGCAUCACUGGAGAGGGAUAUUCAGUUCUUACAACAGCAGCACAGACACACCCUGCAUCAACUUCAUGCCGAAAUCGAUAGUCUCAAAAGUCAAAACAAAGAACUGCAGUUCAAGCUGAUCAUGGAGCCACUGAAGUCAUACAGAAAAGGCUCGAGCUACAGAGGUCAAAGGCCUCAGCCAGAGGGCCAGAGGUUCCUGCCAGAUAGAGGAAUCAUCCUGGAGCAAGAUCCCAGUACUCCACAAGAAAAGACUGGUGUCAGUGGUACUGAAAAUCCAGCUGCAGUCCCCUCUGAAAGCGCAGAAGGGCCCAAGCCGUCCAAGCAGGGCAGCCGGUCGGAGUUGAUGGGGGGUCUCAUUACCUCCCUGCAGCCCCUGAUGAUCCAGUGCAGUCCCUCCCAGCCCCCACGCCCCCCCACCCUGCAGGAGUGUGAGGUCCUCAUACGACAGCUCUACAACGCCAACAGCUUACAGUCACAGGAGAUUUUGCACAUUAAGGCAGUCCUAAGAGAUAUCAUCUUCAGUAGAAAAAUCACCCCCGAGAACUACAUCAUAACAAAAGCCUACCUGAGCAGUGGAGACAGCAGAGCUGGGGAUACAGCGAGGUUUCCAAAUCUACCUUUCCGUCAACUCCAAAAGAGACUCCCUGUUUCCCAGGCAAGUGUGGCUAAGAGAGUGAUCCUUCCUGCCCUGAGGCAAAGCCAGGGCACCAGUGUGGCAGAGAGACAGAGGAGAGCGCAAGCCGUCAGGGGACAUCUGAAGAGGACUGUACACAAAGACAGCACCCAGCGGGCAACAGCUGCGUUAAAGCACCCAUACCAAAACUUCAACACAGGCUAAGGGACAUCUCAGGGCACCGUUACAGAUCCUUAUAGAGUUCUG
Messenger RNA from Alosa sapidissima (American shad), 1103 nucleotides. RefSeq lists its product as uncharacterized. Bases 15 to 1061 code for a protein of 348 amino acids. The record is from RefSeq and is a predicted model, not a curated record. The transcript is spliced from 7 exons. NCBI's taxonomy places the organism in Eukaryota, Metazoa, Chordata, Actinopteri, Clupeiformes, Clupeidae.